AUGGCCAUGGCGUCGGGCCCAGUGAAGCGCCCCUCCUCCACGCUGGAUUUCCACAAUAGCAAGCGCCCGAAGAACUACUAUCACCACCACCACCGUUUGCAGGAGCCAGUCACGCUUCCCCCAUUCACCGAGCCUGCUGUCCAGGAUGACGCCAAUAUCGACCACAUGAUGAAUCGCUCGAUCGGGCAGGCCCUGAGACAUGAAGGAUUUGAGAUGGCCGAUCCUGCGGCUUUGUCGAGCUUGCGCAGCUCCGCAGAGGAGUAUCUCUUUAAAAUAUCUACAUAUGUGCGCCAAUCGAUGAUGGCAUCUCGCCGUAUUCAGCCUAUUCCGCAUGAUAUCGAGCACGCGCUCAUUCGCUGCCGCGUCUCCCUUGACGAUCUUCUUCCCUCCCUCAAAUCAACCCGACCCGUAGCACCCACCCCGAUUCUCCCUCCAUCUCCUCCACCCGAGGAUGAGGUCACUCGCAAACUUCCAUUCUUGAACGCAUUAAAGGGCGCUGAGGGCCUGACGAACCGUUCCUACGUCCCCAAGCACUUCCCCGACUUCCCAAGCAAACACACCUACUCUACUACAGCGGUCUUCACAGAAAGAGAGAGCGACCCGCGCCAGAUUCGAGAACGGGCUGCCGAAGAUGGACGACAUGGUGAAGAGGCGUUGCGAAAGCUGGCGAGCGCCGCGUUCCGCGAUAAUCCGACAAGCGCGAGCGGCAAGGACAAGAAGCUCUGGGGUCGACGAAUGGAAAGCAUGGAGACUAUGUUUGAGAAAACGGUCAAGGGACUUGCGAAGAGAUUGCCAAAGAACCCGCUCGCCUCCGCAUCUGAGCCGAUGGGCUUCGGAUUGAGUUCGUCGAUGGAUCUCGAUCUAGGGCCAGCCGAUGGAUACGGGAAGGCGCGGUCCAAGAUAUCGUGGAAUAUUGAAAUGGGCCCUAUUGUGAAUUGCGAGCGAGAUCUAUGGCGGCGCACGACCGCGAGCGGACAGGGAGAAGAGAAGACGUCCAAGCCAUCCACUAGUAUCGAGCUUACGGAUGGUGGUGGUUUCUAG
Penicillium maclennaniae is the source of this 1041-nucleotide messenger RNA. Its product is annotated as TBP-associated factor 8 family protein. Gene Ontology annotation, biological process: transcription initiation at RNA polymerase II promoter. The transcript is spliced from 2 exons. The record is from RefSeq and is a predicted model, not a curated record. Gene Ontology annotation, cellular component: transcription factor TFIID complex. Gene Ontology annotation, molecular function: protein heterodimerization activity. Bases 1 to 1041 code for a protein of 346 amino acids. NCBI's taxonomy places the organism in Eukaryota, Fungi, Ascomycota, Eurotiomycetes, Eurotiales, Aspergillaceae.